CCAUCAUCUCCUACAACAAGCAAGGAUGGCGGGCAUCAAUCCAGGCGAUGCAAAGUUAACAUUCGAGAGUAGUGAAGAGGUAAAAGUUGCACCCACAUUCGAAGCUCUUGGAUUGAAGGAAGAACUCUUGAGAGGUGUAUACGCCUAUAAUUUCGAACGACCAUCUGCGAUUCAACAAAGAGCAAUCUUACCAAUCAUACGAGGACGGGAUGUGAUCGCUCAAGCACAAUCAGGAACAGGUAAAACUGCAACCUUCUCCAUUUCAGCUUUGCAAAAUACUGAUACGACAUUACGAGAAACACAAGUGUUGGUACUAAGCCCAACGAGAGAGUUGGCAACACAAAUUCAAAGUGUCAUUUUGGCAUUAGGUGAUUAUAUGAACAUUCAAUGUCACGCAUGCAUCGGAGGUACAUCAGUCGGGGAGGAUAUCAGAAAGUUAGAGUAUGGACAGCACAUCGUUUCAGGCACGCCAGGUAGAGUGUUCGAUAUGAUCAAACGUCGUCACUUACGAACGAAGAAUAUCAAAAUGCUCAUUAUGGACGAGAGUGACGAGCUGCUGAAUAUGGGAUUCAAAGAUCAGAUUUAUGACAUUUAUCGAUAUCUACCACCCGCCACACAAGUAGUUCUCCUAUCUGCAACACUACCGCAUGAUGUUCUUGAAAUGACGACAAAGUUCAUGACCGAUCCCGUUCGUAUUUUGGUCAAACGUGAUGAAUUGACAUUAGAAGGAAUCAAGCAAUUCUUUGUUUCUGUCGAAAAGGAGGAUUGGAAAUUUGAUACCCUUUGCGAUCUUUACGAUAGCUUAACAAUCACUCAAGCUGUUAUCUUUUGUAACACACGUAGAAAAGUGGAUUGGCUAACCGAAAAGAUGAGAGAGGCAAACUUUCAAGUUAGUUCAAUGCACGGAGAAAUGCAACAAAAAGAACGUGAUGCGAUCAUGAACGAAUUCCGUCAAGGUAGCAGUCGUGUAUUGAUUACGACUGAUGUUUGGGCUCGUGGGAUUGAUGUUGCAGGCGUGAGCUUGUGUAUAAAUUAUGAUUUACCAAGCAAUCGUGAAAACUACAUUCAUCGAAUCGGCAGAACGGGUAGAUUUGGUCGUAAAGGUGUUGCAAUCAAUUUUGUCACGAUUGAAGAUGUUCGAAUUUUGCGGGAUAUCGAACAAUAUUAUGCCACCCAAAUUGAUGAGAUGCCUGUUCGGGUUGAGGAUCUCUUGUAAAGUAGAAACGAAAGUAGAAAAAUGUAUAAUAUAUCCUUUGAGCACCUUUUAAUUCAUUG
Messenger RNA from Meira miltonrushii, 1275 nucleotides. Its product is annotated as DEAD-domain-containing protein. Gene Ontology annotation, cellular component: catalytic step 2 spliceosome; nucleolus. The record is from RefSeq and is a predicted model, not a curated record. Bases 26 to 1216 code for a protein of 396 amino acids. The transcript has a single exon. Gene Ontology annotation, molecular function: RNA helicase activity; mRNA binding; ATP binding. Lineage: Eukaryota; Fungi; Basidiomycota; Exobasidiomycetes; Exobasidiales; Brachybasidiaceae.